Entrophospora sp. SA101 is the source of this 771-nucleotide messenger RNA. The record is from the annotation of a GenBank genome assembly. NCBI's taxonomy places the organism in Eukaryota, Fungi, Glomeromycota, Glomeromycetes, Entrophosporales, Entrophosporaceae.
AUGACAAUUAGACAGGAGACUGCUCUGGGUUUAUACAAAGGCUCUUCUUCUCCGAUGUUGGGAAACGGAAUAUCCAAUGCCAUUUUAUUCAGUACAAACAAAAAAUUCCGUGGCAUGUUCAACGAUGGUGACUCAACACGUUCUUUAACAUUAAACGAGAUUGCAAAAGCUGGCGCAUUAACAGGCGUAGUUAUGUCAUUUGUGAAUUGUCCGGUAGAGCUUCUCAAGGUGAAGCUACAAACACAAUAUGAUCAACCGGCCGCAAACAAAAAAUGUAAUCAAAAAAAUAAACAUCGUCAUUGGUGUCAAACUUGCUAUUCUCAAUAUUUUCAAGACGAGUUUCCUAAUUGGUCAAGUGGUAACCAAAUUAUAGACAAUUUUAUUCAAGGAAUUCAACUUAGAGGAUUUGGGAAAGUCUAUUCUGCAGUAUGGCCGGAGGGACCAAAAGUCCGUGAUGAAUACAAUGUCGAAUUUUUUUGUAGAGAAGAAAACCACCCUGUUUCUCUUAAAACUAUUAGUCAUUUGGGACCAACCGUUGAAGGAUUCUUUUCUGAGAUUAACAAUUUUAUUGAUACAAUGAAAUGUGGUGACGGAUUUCAUCGGGCUAUGAUAAGAUAUUAUGGAAUGACCCAGAACCCAGAAACAAAAGAAUAUAUGAUGGUAACAGAAUUUGCAAGUCAAGGUACACUACGUGAUUCGUUGAGUAAAAUAUUAGGAAAUAAAUUGUCAUGGAAAGAUAGAAUAUUUUUCCUUUGGAUUACUUCAUAUUAA